CAUCACCUCAAGCAAGCAAGGUAUAAGCCGCUCAAGACUUUGCAGUAUCGCUCUCCCUGGCUUCAGCAUGUCCGAGCUGCACUACACUGCGAACACGCAGCUCGAAGCGCUUCAUGCUCGCUAUACAGGCACGAUUCAUCCGGAUGUGACGAAGCACGAGUGGUUGUCGCACCAGCAUCGCGAUACGCUCGCUAGCAUCGUCGGUCAUCCAAACUUGUUGAGCUUCAAUGCUAUUGCGGAGGGAGAGUGCAGAGCUAGGAUCAAGCACGAGAUCUGUCAGAAAAUGUUGCAUCCCGUUGGACCACCUCCGCGUCAAGACGGCGAGUGAGGGGUAGAUUUGCAGUAUCACCUCUCUAUUGCCCAGCGACAUCUCAACGGCAAGUCUCUCCAAGGCUGAGCGUAACAUCGCACUCUACAAUGUCGACAAGGUCGCCAAUUCUCCCUCUCAGCUUUUCGCCAUCACUCUCUGUACCAUAGACUUCUCACACUUCAACCUAGCGCAAUCGAUCACAGGGGCCACACAGACAAUUUCAAGGCUAUUUCGGGGGUGAUGACAUAUACUAUUAGGUGUAUUGGAGCGGACAAUUGUGUCUCAGGAAGGUGGAGGUGGUG
Ceraceosorus guamensis is the source of this 612-nucleotide messenger RNA. Its product is annotated as splicing factor 3B, subunit 5. Gene Ontology annotation, biological process: mRNA splicing, via spliceosome. Gene Ontology annotation, cellular component: U2 snRNP; precatalytic spliceosome. NCBI's taxonomy places the organism in Eukaryota, Fungi, Basidiomycota, Exobasidiomycetes, Ceraceosorales, Ceraceosoraceae. The coding region runs from base 68 to 328 and encodes 86 amino acids. The record is from RefSeq and is a predicted model, not a curated record. The transcript is spliced from 3 exons.